Molecule: messenger RNA, 2735 nt
Organism: Tuber aestivum (summer truffle)
Lineage: Eukaryota; Fungi; Ascomycota; Pezizomycetes; Pezizales; Tuberaceae
Source: the annotation of a GenBank genome assembly
ACGCACAUAACUCCCGAGGAGCAGAGGAUCUUGACCUUCCUUCGUUUCUCUUCUUAGGUUCUAGUCCUUUUUCAUCGUUCCUUUCUUUGCGACGUUACGACAUCCAUAGACGGGAGCGAUCCGGAAGGAAUUGUUCUAUACCAACUUUUCUUCACACCCUUUUUUCUUUCGUUCAAAAGCACGCAGGAGCACACAGGAGUCUCAGGAGUCCUUGUUUUCCUUAGCCAACGCCUCGGCUCUUUUCCUAGCUGACAGAUUAUUGUUUUCUUGGGUUCCUUUUCGGCACCGAAUUUCCACCUCGUCAGACGCAUUCGUUCAGGAAUAUUUACCGAAACCAUCGCCAGCCAACAUUAGAAAAAAGCUUUCCCAACCAUGGCUGAACUUAAUCAACGCAUGUCCAACUUGGGCAUGAGUGACUCGAUUCAUGCUACUGAUGGGGUUCCCUCUUCUGGGGCCUCUAAUCAUUCUUCUGGGAGUGGUCCGAGGAUCGGCUCUGCUUAUAUCCCUCCCCAUAUGAGGGGGAGUGCCGCCAGAUCCAACUCUGGCCCCGCGGCUCCCGUGCCCCCUCCCGUCCAGAACGGCACAGCAAAUGGCGUUCAGUCCUCUAGAUGGAGUAACGGGUAUGUCGUUCGUUAACAUUCCUACUAGUUUUUGUUUUCUUGCAUGUUUUCUUUUUUUCUUCUUCUUUGUUUGCCUUGUGAUGCGUAACUUUCAUCCUAUACUUCCUUGCUUUCUACUCUUCGUGUUUGAUAUUGGCAGCAUUGUGCUAAUUCCCAGCCCAGCCCAACUCAAGAGUCGGCUGCUCCUGCUUCUCAUGCUAAUGGCUGGGCCAACGCCCCAACCUUCACUCCUCGCGGUGCUGGCAGUGGCUGGGAUGCCCCCCCUCCCCGUCCUCCACGCUCCUUUGAUCCCAACGCGUAUGGCAAUCCAGGAAGCGGUGGUAAUCGUGGGGGCUCUGGGGAUGGUCGUUGGGCCGAUGGCAAACAUAUCCCCGGACCCCCUAAUCCCCGUACCGAGCGUGAGCUCUUUGGCGCCCCUAAUGAUCCUACCAAGCUAGCUACUGGUAUCAAUUUCGAGAAAUAUGACGAUAUCCCGGUUGAGGCCUCUGGCCACGAUGUUCCCGAACCUGCUACCCAGUUCACCAGCCCGCCUUUGGAUCCUCACUUGUUGUCCAAUAUUGAGCUUGCCCACUACAAGAGCCCUACCCCUGUGCAAAAGUAUUCGAUCCCUAUCGUUAUGGGCGGCAGGGAUCUAAUGGCUUGUGCACAAACCGGUAAAUUUCAUCCUCACCCAUCCUUACACACAAGCUAAUUGUUAUUAGGCUCUGGAAAGACUGGUGGUUUCCUUUUUCCGAUACUUUCUCAAUCCUUCAUUCAAGGACCCUCUGCCGCUCCUGCAAGCUCAGGCGCUGGUUAUGGUUACGGCCGUCAACGCAAAGCCUAUCCCACUGCGCUUAUUUUGGCUCCAACCCGCGAGCUUGUUUCCCAAAUUUAUGACGAGUCCCGUAAAUUCGCUUACCGUUCGUGGGUUCGCCCCUGUGUGGUGUAUGGCGGUGCCGACAUUGGUUCUCAGCUGCGUUUGAUUGAGCGUGGCUGUGACCUUUUGGUUGCUACUCCUGGGCGUCUGGUUGACCUGAUUGAGCGUGGUCGUAUAUCUUUGGCAAACAUCAAGUAUCUUGUUCUUGAUGAAGCUGAUCGCAUGUUGGACAUGGGUUUUGAGCCUCAGAUCCGUCGGAUUGUCGAGGGUGAAGAUAUGCCCAAGACUGAUACUCGCCAGACCCUCAUGUUUUCUGCUACCUUUCCCCGUGACAUCCAAAUGCUUGCCAGAGAUUUUUUGAAGGAUUAUAUCUUCCUUUCUGUUGGCCGUGUUGGUUCUACUUCCGAGAACAUUACCCAAAAGGUCGAGUAUGUCGAGGAUCAGGAUAAGCGCUCCGUGCUUUUAGACAUUCUCCAUACACAUAGUGGUGGCCUUACCCUUAUCUUUGUGGAGACCAAGCGUAUGGCGGACUCUUUGAGCGAUUUCCUGCUUAAUCAAAAUUUUCCCGCAACGUCCAUUCACGGGGAUCGUACACAACGUGAGCGUGAGCGCGCUCUUGAGAUGUUCCGCACUGGUCGUUGCCCGGUUAUGGUUGCAACUGCUGUGGCUGCCAGAGGUCUCGAUAUUCCUAAUGUCACUCACGUCGUUAACUAUGAUCUUCCUACCGAUAUUGAUGACUACGUUCAUCGUAUCGGUCGUACAGGCCGUGCUGGCAAUACUGGCAUCGCGACUGCCUUUUUCAAUCGCGGUAAUCGCGGCGUUGUUAGGGAUCUUCUUGAACUGCUCAAAGAGGCCAACCAGGAAGUACCUGCAUUCUUGGAAACGAUUGCUAGGGAGAGUGGAUUUUCCGGAGGCGGUCGUGGUGGUGGUGGUGGUGGUGGCAGGUCUGGCGGUGGCGGUGGAAGAGGGCGUGGCGGUAAUGCCAGCCGUGAUUUCAGAAAGUAUGGCGGCGGCGGUGGUAGCGGCGGUGGUAGCUAUGGUGGUGGCUAUGGUAGCUCCGGUAAUAGUUACGGUGGCGGUGGUGGUGGUGGUAUGUUGCUUGGUACUUCUACUUCGAUUGUUGACAUUGCUAACAUUGCACGAUAGGCUACCCCAGCGGCGGAGGAUCCGGCUACGGUGGCGGCUACGGCAGCGGAGGAGGGGGCGGUGGCCAUGGGGGUGGAAGCUAUGGCAACCCUGGCAGCAGCUCUUGGUGGUAG